Messenger RNA from Dentiscutata erythropus, 919 nucleotides. NCBI's taxonomy places the organism in Eukaryota, Fungi, Glomeromycota, Glomeromycetes, Diversisporales, Gigasporaceae. The record is from the annotation of a GenBank genome assembly.
AUGCAUCAUCAAACAAGUAUAAACCCACAAGAAAAACUGUUAAAUCAUAAUGAAUUGAAUCUAAACCUAAAAGAAACCGACGAACCUGAUCCUAAUCCGGAAGGCCUAUAUGACAUUUGCUCAAUUAAUGAAAAUAGAAUUAUGAAAUGGAGAUAUGAGUCUAAUCCAUUAAAUAUUGGAUCUGAAUAUGCCAUUUCAAUGAAUGAGUUAGCUUAUAUUACUUUUGAGACUAUUGGACAAUUCUUGGAUGGUCACCUAAAACAUCGAUUCGAAAAGAUAUGGGAAAAAGAACGCAACAAAUGUGAAAAUGAGAUUCUUCUUCUGAUUACGUCUCGUGGAUUAGAAAGCCCCGAUGAUUGCCUUAAUAAUCUUAGUAAUUUUCGUCCAAGUUUCUCUGUUCUUGAUAAUGCAAUAUUAUCCGUUGAAAAUGGAUGCGCAAAGAUAGAAAAUCCUACUCCUAAACUCCUUAUAGUUGUACCAACAUAUAGGGUUCAAAUGCAAUAUCUAGAGACUGUAAUCAAGCUCAAAAGAUCUGAAACUGCGUCUACAUCAAUAACAUUCAUUGUGGAUAAUCUAAUUUCACUUGCGAGUGAAGCAAGAAAUAGAGAACUAUUCGAAUCAAAUACGGAUUACGUUUUAUUUCUAGACAACGAUUUAACUCCAGAACCUGAUAUUUUAAUAGAAACAAAAAAAGUAGUUCGAAAAUAUCCAAAAGCCUGCGGUUUCGAGCAACUUAUUUUUUUGGAUAUUGCUGAACAAAUUGAGGAAAACGCUCCAUGGGGAGUGACAGAUACUUCCACGUCAAUGCGAAGUACUGAAAAUGGUAUUGUCAACCAAGUGAUGUCGGCAUGGGCAGAAAGCAUUUUUGGAUCUGCUUAUAAGCAAGAAGAUAUGCCAUUUAUUCUGAAGGAUUACGCUA